AUGGCGAACAAUGAAACAUCCCCUGGAAACACGUCAGAUUUUGGCGACUUCGUGAAGAAUGAAGAAGAGGAACUUGAUCUCGAAGAGCUUGUUGAGCCAUGGCAUAGGUAUGAAACAAAGGAUAACGAAAACGUUUUCUAUCCCAUUUACCUUGGGGAAGUGCUCAACGAGAGGUACCUGGUUGAACACAAACUUGGCUUUGGUGGUGGCUCAACUGUCUGGAUGGCAUUUGACCUGCAGGAAAAGAGAGACGUUGCCCUUAAAGUCAUGGCCCUAGGGGAAUGGGGCGACAACGAAACUCGAAUCCAGGAUGAGAUUAUCAAAACAGUACAAGAUACCUCUCGCCUGGUGAUAUACACUGCGACUUUCUUUCUACCCCGAGACAUCACAAGCUACCAUAGGGUCUUGGUAUUCCCUAUGAAAGGGCCAUCUAUCUGCACUUUUACGCUAAAAAGGACUCCUAUUGCCUCUCGUAUGUCCGCUGCUCAACAAUUACUGGAGACUGUGGCAAGUUUACAUGAGGCUGGAUUCAUACAUCGUGAUUUAAACGCAAGGAAUUGUAUGUGGGGACUAGCUCCUAUUAAUAUUCUCAGCAGAGGCGCGAAGUAUGAUUUACUUGGUCGGCCUUUAAAGCAGACAAUACCAUUUGUUAAUCCAAGUCUCUGGAAAAGGGGUGAGCUUGUGAGCCCUGUCAAAUUCCCUGAAGACCUUCGCACAGACGAAUUCUAUCUCUGUGAUUUUGGUUUAGCGAAGAAAAUUGGCGACCUCACUACUCAACGCGGCUACCCACCUAUGCAUUAUUGCUCUCCAGAUCGACUUCAUAAGCAAGAGCCAAGUUUUGCUUGCGAUAUAUGGAGCUACAUGGUUAUUUUCUCUAUGCUCUACCUUACAUUUCCUCCAUUCCCCAUAUUCCUUGAGGGUGGGGUUGUGAGUGGUAUGGUUGAAUGCCUAGGCCCACUACCUGAGCAGUGGAAAGGCCUCUACACACACCCCGGCGGGCUUGAUUCAUGGUAUGAUCAGUCUCAGUCUCCUGAUCUAGAAAAUGACCUAGCUGCGAAAAUUGCAUAUUUUCGUCCCGAUGCUGAUCCGGUCGAGCGACAACAUGUGCAAUCUAUCAUGUCGAGAGUCUUCAUCUACCACCCAGAAAAACGGCCGACUGCAAGUGAACUUCUGCGAGACCCUUCAUUUAGGGCCAUCAUGGACCGGUACGGGUGCUAA
Molecule: messenger RNA, 1218 nt
Organism: Penicillium verhagenii
Lineage: Eukaryota; Fungi; Ascomycota; Eurotiomycetes; Eurotiales; Aspergillaceae
Product: protein kinase family protein
Exons: 2
Coding region: 1-1218 (405 amino acids)
Biological process (GO): protein phosphorylation
Molecular function (GO): ATP binding; protein kinase activity
Source: RefSeq, a predicted model, not a curated record